Molecule: messenger RNA, 252 nt
Organism: Aspergillus melleus
Lineage: Eukaryota; Fungi; Ascomycota; Eurotiomycetes; Eurotiales; Aspergillaceae
Exons: 2
Coding region: 1-252 (83 amino acids)
Source: RefSeq, a predicted model, not a curated record
AUGUACAGCGACUCCAAGUUAUGGUUUGGCACAAACUGGAUUGGACAAUAUGUCGAGUUCGAAAAUUGCUCGUGGAAAAUUGUCAAAAAGCUCGCAGAGAACGAGGCACGCUAUACUCAAGAAGAGUUCGAGGAGAGUGGCUUCGAUUCCGAAUCGUGCAGCGUCUUUCUCUGCGAAGAGCCUGUGGGCUUCACUCAGGCAGUUAUGAAGAUUCGAAUGCAGAUUCCAUACUUCGAAGCUGAGUUUGAAUAA